This is a messenger RNA of Chlorocebus sabaeus (green monkey), 366 nucleotides long. NCBI's taxonomy places the organism in Eukaryota, Metazoa, Chordata, Mammalia, Primates, Cercopithecidae. The record is from RefSeq and is a predicted model, not a curated record.
AUGUGUUGCAACUACUACAGAAACUCAUGUGGUAGCUGUGGCUAUGGCUCUGGCUAUGGCUAUGGCUAUGGCUCUGGCUACGGCUGUGGCUAUGGUUCUGGCUACGGCUGUGGCUAUGGCUCUGGCUAUGGCUGUGGUUAUGGCUCUGGCUACGGCUGUGGUUAUGGCUCUGGCUAUGGCUGUGGAUAUGGCUCCAACUAUGGUUGUGGAUACGGCUCUGGCUACGGCUCUAGCUCUAGUUGCUGUGGCUACCGGCCAUUUUGCUAUAGAAGAUGUUAUUCUUGCUGCUAGAAAAUAACUGCUGUGGACCUUUUCUUCCAAAAGGACCAUUUCAAGGCCAUUUCCGUUUCAAUGUCCUACAAUUCC